AUCAUUUGAACUCGUUGCCUUGACCAUGCGCCAUAGUCUUCAAUUUGUUGUGUGGCUUUUGCUGCUCGUCGCCUUGAUCAGCGCUGCUAAUGGCCUGCCCGGUGGUCCAGCUUCGAACCGUGGACCUUUUGGUGGACCCAGCUGGAAUGGCGGCCCUGACCAAUCAACCGAUAAUAUUAUUCUUCAUUCAAAGGGAGAAGGCAAGUGGCGAUAUUAAUUGACUCGAGCACAGAUCAAUGAAAUAAUUGAGUAAUGCCAUUGCCAUUUUAAAGUGAGCACAAAUAAACUUUGUAAUUGAUAGAAUUAUGCGCUCUAUAAAAUAAAGAACGAUUAAUUUUUUUAAA
Molecule: messenger RNA, 344 nt
Organism: Drosophila grimshawi
Lineage: Eukaryota; Metazoa; Arthropoda; Insecta; Diptera; Drosophilidae
Exons: 2
Coding region: 26-217 (63 amino acids)
Source: RefSeq, a predicted model, not a curated record